AAUAAGUGCUUCUCCGUCGCUACUAAAAUUUACUUCCGGUUUCAUCGUCCUCUGAAAUUCACAACAAUGGGGAGUGUUUUGGCUGCCAGCUCCCCCAGCCCACAGCCACCAGCCUCUGGUGGUGUGGCUGCACCUGGUUUGAAAGUACCACCAGGUUUUGGGAUGCCUUCAGUGUCUCCAGUAUCACCCUCAACUGGCGUGACUUCAGUGCAGCCACAGGAAGUGGAAAGUCCUUUGCCUAAUCCUGGUACAUUUGAUGAAUGUCACCGCAAGUGCAAAGAGGUGUUCCCUAUGCAAAUGGACGGUGUCCGGCUCGUAGUCAAUAAGGGACUUAGCAACCACUUCCAGGUGAAUCACACAGUGCUGCUUAGCACUUUGGGCGAUUCCAGCUACAGGUUCGGUGCCACAUACGUCGGAGUGAAGCAGACGGGUCCGGCAGAGUUUUUUCCAGUCAUGGUGGGAGACAUGGACAACAUCGGCAGCGUCAACGCUCAGGUCAUCCAUCAGAUCACCAGCAGAAUACGAUCCAAAGUGGCCUUCCAGACACAGCAACAUAAGUUUGUCAACUGGCAAGGUGAUGCAGAGUUCAAGGGGAAAGAUUUUACUGCAACUAUUACACUCGGAAACCCUGAUGUCCUUGUUGGCUCUGGAAUAGUCAUAACACAUUACCUCCAGUCCAUCACGCCUGCCCUGGCUCUGGGAGGGGAGUUGGUGUACCACCGCAGGCCGUCAGAAGAGGGCGCUGUGUUGUCUUUAGUGGGCAGGUACACAGGCACCAACUACAUCGCCACGCUGACGCUCGGCUCGGCGGGGGCUCACGCCUCCUACUACCACAAAGCCAACGAACAGUUGCAGCUCGGUGUGGAGUUUGAGGCAAGUGGCCGCAUGCAAGAUACUAGUGUCUCAUUUGGAUACCAGCUAGAUGUGCCCAAAGCCAAUUUACAGUUUAAAGGUUCGGUAGACACCAACUGGGUUGUCGGUGCGACUCUGGAAAAGAAGUUGCUCCCGCUGCCUCUCUCUCUGGUUCUCUGCUCCUUCCUCAACCACAACAAAAACAAGUUCCAGUGCGGUUUUGGCGUUACGAUUGGUUAAACUGAUGGGAUCGGGCGCAUGCUUAGUGACCUCACAGGAUGGACGGACGUUUGGCUUGUCAUCAUUGCCACCAUUUUUAUGUUUGCCUAUGUACAGUAAAUGUCACAUAUUCCAUCCUGAAUGUGUAUGAUCAUUACAUCAACACAUUUAUACAUUAUAUAAAUACAUUUUUUAAAUCUCUUUCAAAGGGAA
Doryrhamphus excisus (bluestripe pipefish) is the source of this 1284-nucleotide messenger RNA. RefSeq names its product translocase of outer mitochondrial membrane 40 homolog, like (gene tomm40l). Gene Ontology annotation, biological process: protein import into mitochondrial matrix. Lineage: Eukaryota; Metazoa; Chordata; Actinopteri; Syngnathiformes; Syngnathidae. Gene Ontology annotation, molecular function: transmembrane protein transporter activity. Gene Ontology annotation, cellular component: mitochondrial outer membrane. The record is from RefSeq and is a predicted model, not a curated record.